UUAAAAACUUCGAAAAAAGGCAGAACGCAGACUAAAUUUGUACCUGUCAUUGAAAAAUUGCUAAAGUCGAGGAUAAGUGGUGUGCUUACUUAAAUUUGGUUUCCCUAUUCCCCGUCAGCUAUCAAUCGGCAGCCGUUGUUCGGGUCUAGCGUAAUUUCACGAUGGACAGUGCUGGCGUGAACGGGUUCAAUACCUGGUUAAAAGGAAAACUACGUGAGUUCAAUACCGACGAAAGUGUGUUCGGUUCCUAUAUCACCGGAAUUUUGGAGGGCGAUGAGACCGGCGAAGAAAAAACCGAAGCCCUGGAAGGCAUCCUGGCCGAAAUUAUUGUCAGAAUCUGAUUUAAAUACCUUCAUCAAAGAAAUUCUGGACAAAUGGAAGCAGUGCCAUUCGGUGGAGGCAAUACCCGCUUCUGGGCAGGCUGUUAAGCUAGAUGUGGAUGAGCAGUUGGCGAAACUGCUGGAGAAUCAAAAACUAGCCAAAAAGGUGGAACGAGAAUAUACGGAAGAAGAACGGCGCAUCAAGCAGCAGAUCUUGUCCCAAUACAGUCAGCUCUCUGAAAGUGAACACGAAGAUGUCGACGAUGAACCCGGUGCCGGUGGGGGAGGAAGUGGCUCGACUGGCGACGGUGGACUGACUCGUAACACUAAUGCAGCUGAUGUAGCUGCCCUGGUGCGGGAGAAGCGAGAACAGGCCAAAUUGGAAAGUCAGCAGAAAAAGGAGAAGGAUCGUCAAGACAGGGAAAAACAGAAGCAGCUUCGUGAGGAAAAGAAGGAAAAGCGCAAAACUGUAAAAGGAGAACGACGCCGGUAGCGCCCUUAAAGGAAGAUAAAACCCUUAAAUUGUAAUCAUCAUUGCUCUUCCCCAGAGCUAUCUCCUACUGUAUUAAACUUAUCGAUGCAUGUGCGGCAAUUCUUGCUGGGCAGGUUAAAAGCCAAUGCGUCAAACCAACGAAAAGAAAGCUAGGUUUGGCUUCGAAUAAAAAAAAAAACAGUCAAUCGUGUUGCAAUCAAUCGAUUAUAAUUUACAUCAUAACUCCGCCGUGAUACCAAUAGUUUUGCAGAACGGACAUGCUUCGUUGAAUGUCACUCAAAUAGUCGUAAUAGCUAUAGUCUGGGUCAUAGUCGGAAUAAUAUUCUUGUUCAUAAUAGUAAUAUUCCGGCUCGUGAUAUUCACGUAGUCUGGGACCAUUCGAUUGAAGACACCUGAGCAGAAAUUGGAGAGGUUGAAGGUGCUUUCCCACUACUAAAGAGACAACUAUUAUUUUUUAUAUGAAAAUAUUCUCAGCUUUAAACUUACGAUUUUCCAAACCAUUGGAUUGGUAAAUGAUAUCUACUAGAAGCCAAACGACAACGGCAGAAUUCUGAGCCUUCAUUUUCGAUUCACUGCUCAAACCUGAAUGGUGAUUGUGCUUUGAAUUUUCAUUACCAACUGGAACAAGUUUGUUGUUAUGAUGAGCUGCUAUUAAAAUUCAAUUUAUGUUGCUCACAGGAUACCAGAUGCAACUUUAUGAUACAAUAACUUCAUGUAAACAAUAAAAAAUUCUAUUUGUUCUGAGUUAAGAAAAAUCAACAAUAUUAUUUUAUUGAUUUUCAAUAAAUUAAAAAAAAGUUGACAAUGGUCAACAAUAUCCUUGAAUGUUACAUCUGCAUGUCUAUGGCAGUCAACUUGUUUUUAAACGAAAUAAUGAAUUGAGUCUAAAUUGGAGAAUAAUAAUGAAGUAACGUGCGAUAACCGUUUUUAGUAUGUGCAGAGGAAUUCCACACCAAAUGACUAAUUCGUUAGUAAAAUACUUUUAAAGGCCAGACGAUACAAAAUGUUUCUGAAAUCUAAACAAUAAAACAGUUUUCUAUAGAGCUUUUAGAGGCUUUCUUGAGACCAGAAAACGUUAUAAAAAUUCUUUAAAAUUGAAUUCAGAAUGACAACAAUGCUUUUAAUGACCAGAAGCCAGAAAAGAAAAUGAUCAUAAAUUAAAUUUAGAAUUUCGAAAAAAUGCCACUGAAAACCAUAUAUAAGAUUCCUAAUCGAGCUUAGAGUAGGAUUACCAUUUGGUCGGAGUUAAAAAUCAGGGCAACUUUUUUCCAGCGAAAAUAUGACCUA
Molecule: messenger RNA, 2100 nt
Organism: Wyeomyia smithii (pitcher-plant mosquito)
Lineage: Eukaryota; Metazoa; Arthropoda; Insecta; Diptera; Culicidae
Product: coiled-coil domain-containing protein 43
Exons: 3
Coding region: 274-813 (179 amino acids)
Source: RefSeq, a predicted model, not a curated record